AUGUGUUCACGAGACAGCCACAGAUGUAAACUGUAGCGGGGAUUAAGCGGAGUUUUCAGAGCACACAACUGAAAGUGCGCGGCUGCUGUGACUAAACUCACAUGUCUGGAGCUACUGGAAAAGAGGAAAAAAUUAGAACGACCCUGAGACAUAUUUAGUUUGAGGAACAUGAAAGGUUCGUUUUAUUUUUUCUUUCUCUACCCACCUGACCUGGACUGUGGCCAUUCGAAGCCACUUUUCACUUUAAGUUUUUCUCCUGUUUAAGCUGAGUCAAAUUUACUAUUUUAACUUGACUUGACAUGUUUUGAAGGUGUUUUCCCCCUUUGGCUCUAACUGUUGACAGUUAGAAAACAGCCUAUAGCGAGUAAAGCUCGUCUUUUAUGUAUUUGAGGCAUAAAUCUGAACUGCAUCCAGUGGCCCCUCCUCUUUGAGCUGCAACCAAACAGCAGAGAGCUGCGAGUCAGUCUGACACCAGACCCAGAGGCAGACAGAAGAUCUCCAGAGACCGCACUGCCUCCUCUCGGGAUCGAGCUGGACAAUUGGGAGAAACUCACAUGUGUUGGACUUGGCGAUUGAGGCGUUUAUAUACGAGUCUUAACAAUGGUGGAACCGUUGGGGUUUGUGGAGGCAUGGAGAGCUCAAUUCCCUGAGUCUGAUCCGCCUAAAAUGGACCUUGGCUCGCUUGGGCAUAUUGAACAGGAGUUGGAGAAAUGCAAGUCCUCCAUCCGUCACUUGGAGAAAGAAGUCAACAAGGAGCGUUUUCGGAUGAUCUACCUUCAGACUCUUCUGGCUAAAGAGAGGAAAUCCUACGAUGGACAGAGAUGGGGGUUUAAAAAGAUGCCAUCAAUGAAUGACAGAGAUCUGCCCAGCGGUGGGUCAGAAAACAGGAGGUCCUACACUGAAGAGGCACUGACAGAUGAGCAGAAGCAGAGAGGCUCCUGCAAGACUCAGAGGAACACAGAACAUCCAGAGGAGGUGGUGGACGGUUUGUGUCUGGCGAAACAGAAAGAAAGGAUGUCGCCUGUUCGUCAUGACCCAGAGCCCUCUGACUUCCCAGUUGGCACAGGGUCUGUGGCGGCCCUGAGGUCCAACUUCGAGCGCAUCAGGAGAGCCAACUCUCACACAGCCGGAGACAGCAGAGGGUUGUCAGUGAUGGGGAACCAGGAGAAACCCUUCUACGUGAACAUGGAGUACCAUCACGAGCUGGGCCUGGUCAGGGUGAAUGACAAGGAGGUCUCGGAUAAGAUCAGCACCCUGGGCAGCCAGGCCAUGCAGAUGGAGCGGAAGAGGUCCCUGCAUUCCCUGCCAGGUAACCUGUCCGCUGCUGCGGGGGACCAUGCCAAGCCUGUUCAGAGAGGCAGGUCCACUGAAGGGAGCUACAGCUUCAAUGGGUCGCCCGACGACCCGGAGGUCAGCCCACACUUCCUGAAAAGCGGGGCGAUCAGGUCUGGUGAGAGGAGGUCGGUGGAGUGCCAGCCUUACACCAGCGUGUAUGUCGGAGGAAUUAUGGGUGAAGGGGACACUCGGGUGAUCCACAUCAGGGACCGUAGCAUGGACGAGGAUCCUCACCUGACCUGGCCAAGGCGCUCCUACUCUCCCGGGAGCUUCGAUGAUGUCGGGGGCGGCUACACACCGGACUGUAGCUCCAACGAGAACCUGACCUCCAGCGAGGAGGACUUCUCUUCCGGCCAGUCCAGCCAAGUGUCUCCCAGCCCGACCACAUACCCUAUGUUCAGGGAGAAGAGCCGCUCUCCCUCCCAACACUCCCAGCUGUCCAUCGACAGUGGCAGCCCGCCCACCCCACUGUCCCAGAAAUCUCUGAAGCAGCAGGGCGUCCCCUCCAUCGUCGGUGUCCGUAAGAGGGGCCACAUGUGGCCCAGUGAUGGGGACUCCACCACAUCCAGCAGGACCUCCCAUGACAACAGUGUUCAAGGAGAUCUGGACAUGGAAAACCCUCCGUCUUACGGCUACGACCUGGAGCUUUCCGAGGAUCACCCGCCUCGCCACGAGCCUCUGUCCUUCAGCGGCUCGCCGUCCUCCUCGCCGCGGCUCCGCUCCAAGAGCCGGAACAGCCGGGACACGCAGUCGUCCGGUUCUCUGGAGUCCACGCAGUCGGUGGAGCUGGAACAGGAAAAGGGGCAGGAGAUGAGGAAGUGGGUUCUGUCUGGCAUCCUGGCCAGCGAGGAAACGUACCUCAGCCACCUGGAAGCCCUGCUGAUACCCAUGAAACCCCUGAAGGCGGCAGCAACCACCUCCCAGCCGAUGCUGACCAUCCAACAGAUAGAGACCAUCUUCUUCAACGUGCCUGAGCUCCACGAGAUCCACAAGGACUUCUACGACGCUCUGCUGCCCAGAGUCCAAGACUGGAGCCACCAGCAGUGUGUGGGCGACCUCUUCCAGAAGCUGGCCAGCCAGCUGGGGGUGUACCGGGCCUUCGUGGACAACUAUAAGGUUGCCGUGGAAACGGCAGACAAGUGCUGCCAGGCCAACGCGCAGUUUGCACAGAUAUCUGAGGAUCUCAAGGUUAAAAGCACAAAGGAUUGCAAAGACCAGUCUGCUAAAUAUUCUCUGGAAACUCUCCUCUACAAACCUGUGGACAGGGUGACACGCAGCACUCUUGUUCUCCAUGACCUGCUGAAGCACACGCCCUCCAGUCAUCCAGACUACCAGCUGUUACAGGAUGCCCUUCGCAUCUCUCAGAACUUUUUGUCCAGCAUUAAUGAAGAGAUCACCCCACGCAGGCAGUCUAUGACUGUUAAAAAGGGAGAGAACCGGCAGCUGCUGAGGGAUCGCUUCAUGGUGGAGCUGGUGGAAGGGUCCAGGAAACUCCGUCACGUCUUCCUCUUCACCGACCUGCUGCUCUGUACCAAGCUGAAGAAACAGGCUGCAGGAAAAGGGCAACAGUAUGACUGCAAAUGGUACAUCCCGCUGGCCGACGUGACCUUCCAAACCAUCGAUGACUGUGAGUCCAGUCCCAUCCCUCUGGUCCAGGACGAGGAGAUCGAUGCGAUGAAGAUCAAGAUUUCCCAGAUCAAGAAUGAAAUCCAGAGAGAGAGGAGGACGACGAAAGGAGCUAAAGUCAUAGAGCGGCUGAAGAAGAAGUUGUCUGAGCAAGAGUCGCUGCUGCUGCUCAUGUCCCCCAACAUGGCGUUCAGAGUGGCCAACAGAAACGGCAAAGGAUUCACGUUUCUGAUCUCCUCUGAUUACGAGCGGGCAGAGUGGAGGGAGAUAAUUCGCGAGCAACAGAAGAAGUGCUUUAAGAGCUUCUCCUUGACCUCUCUGGAGCUGCAGAUGCUCACAAACUCAUGCGUGAAGCUCCAAACUGUUCACUCUAUCCCAAUGACCAUGAAUAAGGAUGAUGACGAAUCCUCUGGUUUGUACGGCUUCCUGAACGUCAUCGUCCACUCUGCCUCUGGACUCAAACAAAGCUUAAAUCUGUACUGCUCCCUGGAGGUGGACUCCUACGGCUACUUCGUCAACAAAGCCAAGACCCGUGUGCACAGAGACUCCACAGAGCCCAACUGGAACGAGGAGUUUGAGAUCGAGUUGGAGGGCUCUCAGACCUUGAGGCUGCUGUGCUACGAGAAGUGCUGCGCCAAAACCAAGCAGAGCAAAGAGGAGGGAGAGAUGACGGAUAAGAUUGUGGCAAAAGGACAAAUAAAGUUGGAUCCUCAAACUCUGCAGAAUAAAGACUGGCAGAGGACGGUGAUUGCAGUGAAUGGGAUCGAGGUGAAGCUGUCGAUGAGGUUCACCAGCAGGGAGUUCAGCUUGAAGCGAAUGCCGUCACGGAAACAGUCUGGAGUCUUCGGAGUGAAAAUCCACGUAGUCACAAAGCGCGAACGCUCCAAAGUCCCCCUCAUCGUUCGCCAGUGUGUGGAGGAGAUCGAGAGACGUGGGAUGGACGAAGUGGGGAUAUACAGAGUCUCCGGUGUUGCUACCGACAUCCAGACCUUGAAAGCCGCUUUUGACUCAAACAAUAAGGACGUGUGCGUGAUGAUGAGGGAGAUGGACGUAAACGCCAUCGCUGGAACGCUGAAGCUGUAUUUCCGCGAGCUGCCGGAGCCUCUCUUCACCGACGAGUUGUAUCCCAACUUUGCCGGAGGGAUCGCUCUCUCAGACAGCGUGGCUAAGGAGAGUUGCAUGCUCAACCUGCUGCUGUCUCUGCCAGAGCCAAAUCUGGUGACGUUCGUCUUUCUGCUCGAUCACCUGAAGAGGGUGGCUGAAAAUGAGAGCAUCAACAAGAUGUCUUUGCACAAUCUGGCUACUGUUUUCGGUCCCACUUUGCUUCGACCUUCUGAAAAAGACAGCAAACUCCCGUCCACCUCCCAGCCCAUCUCCAUGAACGACAGCUGGUCUCUAGAGGUCAUGGCUCAGGUUCAGGUCCUUCUCUACUUCCUUCAGCUGGAGAGCAUUCCAGCCCCCGACAGCAAGCGGCAAAGCCUCCUCUUCUCUACGGAAGUAUGACAGGAACGCGACAAACCUGGACCGUAACGACCCCGCUCUGAGGAAGAAUGUCCGGCUCCCGUUGCCCCUACUCCUGUUAGCCACCAGGAGGCGCCAUCACCCUCUGUUAAAACUGGAAACAACCACCGCAACCAAAGCCAUUUCUUUGGGAGCUAAGCUUGUGGUCUGUUUACGUCAACCUGCUGUGUCAGAAAAAAGACUUCCCUCUAAGAUCUAUAGGUGGAAUAUGUCAUUCCUUUAUUUUUUAAAUUUAAUUUAAAUCUGAAGAAGCAAUAUUUCCUGUGCUUUGUUCUGUUUUUGUGCACAUUGUCUCCAUAUUCACACUGGAGUUUUAUUUCUUUUUCUUUUUUUUUUUUUGUUGCUGUUUUUGGAUUUUUAUGUGAUUUAUUUCUGGCUGUGGAUGGUUUGAUGAAGAGACACAUUUUUCUUACAUAUAUAUAUAUACUCCCUAUGCCCCCACCCGCCCAACCAGUUUAAAUUCACCUGUGCCAACCUUCCCAUCUUUUGACCAAUAGUGUUUUUCUGUCCUCCUUAUGUUUACACCAUCUAAAUUUUGUACAGAGACUAAAGCUGUAGGCAGCACACAACAUGCAGGCAUGUUGAGUCAACCGGUCGACGUUUUGUGUUUUCUGUGAAUUUCUGUUUCUUGUUUGUUUUCCCAGAUGAGCUACAGGGUGAAUAUGAGUGUUUUUGUUUUGUUUUUUUGUUGUUGUUGUUUUGAAAGGAAAAUCAUUCCACUUUACUCUGCCUAACACAGAAUGUAUACCAUGCUGUGUGUAAUGUCAACUACAAAGCCAUCUUUUUCUCUGCAUUCCUGAACUGUUCACCUUUCUUUUUUUUUCUUUAGAUUGUGUCCACAAGCUGAACUUCAUCUUAUGUUGCAUUCCUUCUUCGUAGUCUGCUACAGUUGUAGAAAUAACGCCAUUUUCUGGAAAUGCUAAUUAUUUAUCUGUAGGACAAUCAAAGCGCAGGACUUCACUCACACCCAGCCUCCUUCACAAGACAUGUUGUAGUGAAAUGCAAAUCUCUACAAUUAGUCAAACACAAACUGUAAUCUUAAAAGCUUUUGAUUCAUGUUAAACAAGCAAUAAUUCUUAGUGAUGCUUAGGAUUUCCUUGUACCUUAUGUUUGAUUUAUGUAAAUAAAAACUUCAAAACUUU
Gambusia affinis (western mosquitofish) is the source of this 5624-nucleotide messenger RNA. RefSeq names its product PH_BCR_vertebrate and RhoGAP_Bcr domain-containing protein. NCBI's taxonomy places the organism in Eukaryota, Metazoa, Chordata, Actinopteri, Cyprinodontiformes, Poeciliidae. The record is from RefSeq and is a predicted model, not a curated record. Gene Ontology annotation, molecular function: protein serine/threonine kinase activity; guanyl-nucleotide exchange factor activity; GTPase activator activity. Bases 601 to 4464 code for a protein of 1287 amino acids. Gene Ontology annotation, biological process: protein phosphorylation; intracellular signal transduction; positive regulation of GTPase activity. Gene Ontology annotation, cellular component: membrane. The transcript is spliced from 24 exons.